AUGUCUAUCCAGGAACUUGCAGAAGUUAUUGGACCACUAGUGUCUAGUUUUCCAGGGGUGCUUUAUGGCCCACUUUUCUAUAGACAGUCAGAACAUGAUAAAACCAUGGCACUUAGGCAAAAUAAAGGAAACUAUCAGGCAUGUAUAAAAUUAUCGCAAGAAAGCGUUGCAGAACUACAGUGGUGGUGCAAUAAUAUUGAGACAGCUGAAUAUCCUAUUUGUACACCAAAGGCAAAGAUUGGCAUUACCCCGUAUACUGAUGCCUCAAGCAAGGGUUGGGGUGCAGUCAUCGGUGGGGAAAAAACAGGAGGCGGAUGGGCUGAAACUGAAUUAAAAAAUCACAUUGUCUCGAACUCAAGGCUGUAUUCCUUGGUUUGAAAACCUUCUGUCUUAAUAUGACAUCUGUACACAUACGCAUUUAAUCGGACAAUACCACUACUGUUAACUAUAUUAACUCUAUGGGAGGCACAUUCUAUGGGGUGCAACUCUGUCGCCAAGGAGAUUUGGCUGUUCUGUAUUCAGAGAGAGAUCUGGAUUUCUGCAGCUCAUAUCCCGGGGAAUAACAAUAUUCAGGUGGACAGCGAGUUUACGGUUUUUACUGACAAUAAGGAAUGGAUGCUCAGGAAAGAGAUUUUUCAAAACGUUACAGAAAGUUGGGGGCAACCCACUAUAGAUCUCUUUGCCUCAAGGCUAAAUGUGCCAGUUGCUUGUUAUGCAUCCUGGAGCAACUUAUGUUGAUGCUUUUUUAAUCAGCUGGGAAAACCAAUUUUUCCAUGCUUUUCCCCCAUUUGGUUUUGAUUGCUCGUUGCCUGCAGAAGAUAGCAAUGGAGAGGACAGAGGGCAUAAUGAUUGUUCCUUUAUGGCCAACUCAGCCAUGGUACUCACAGCAGUUACACCUGAUCGUGGAUGUUCCCAGGACACUUUCACAACUGACCAUGCUCAAAAUGCCUGGGAGAGAACACGAACCACACCCACUAAUCAAGACGAUGGUUCUGAUGGCAUGCAGAUUAUCAGGGAAUCCCUUGCAGCACAACUGAUUUCUCAGAAGGCUAAAGACAUCAUCGUCUAAUCUUGGUGGCAAGGAACUCAACAACAAUACUCAUCUUACAUUAAGAGGUGGAUUUCGUUCUGUCAUAGACAACAAAUUGAUUGUGUUUCCCCCAAUAUAUCCCAAGCGGUAGAUUUUUUUAGUUGAACUGUAUGACAGUGGAAUAGGAUAUAGUGGUAUAAACACUGCUAGGUCGUCUUUCUCGUGUGUUGUCCAACCCAUAAAUGGGAUAUCAUUUUGCUCCCAUCCUACGGUUACAAGUUUUCUCAAAGGUGUUUUCAAAUCAAGACCCACAGCACCACGAUACACACAAACUUGGGACGUUGGCAAAGUAAUCAGCUACCUUCAGACCAUACUAAACUCAGACGAUGUAUCGUUAAAGGACUUGACAUUAAAAACUGUCAAGCUAGUAUCGUUAGUGUCUGCCCAAAGAGGCAAAACCAUUCAUUAUCUUAAUCUUAAUGAUAUGAUUAGUUCCGAAACUUUGAUUACAUAUACAUUGAGCAAACUGCUCAAACAAUCAAAACCAGGAGUUAGGCCAAUGGUAGUUCAGUUUACUUCAUAUCCUGCUGACCCUCGUAUUUGCGUGGUCACUACUCUCAAGAUGUACUUAGCUUGUCUAAGGUGUAAACGUGCGGACUAUAAGCAAUUGUUUAUUAGUUACUUGAAACCUUUCAAGCCAUUGUCUAGAAGUACUAUUAGCAGGUGGAUUAAGGUUGUUAUGUGCAGCUCUGGGAUAAAUGUAGAAGUUUUAAGGCAACACAGUACCAGGGCUGCAGCCACAUCCAAAGCAAGUGCAAGUCUUGUUCCUUUAGAUCAGAUUUUAUCUACAACUGGGUGGAGCUCAGUCUCCACAUUUGCUAAGUUUUACAACAAACAAAUUGAUGUCAAGAACAGUUUUGCUGAAAGUGUUUUGCAGUCUGUAGACUAAGUGACAAUAAAUUGUUCUUACCAUCUUUGGAUUCUGUGUUGACUGUUUUUGCAUGUGUGCAGUGUGCUUUCUCAUGUUAGUCCUCAGUGCGGUGACGGAAUAGAAUUCAAAAAUUAAAUAAGACUUACCGGGAAGUUGAAGUUUGAUUGGAAUUCUAUUUGUCACCAAGCACUGAGGGAUUACAUGCCCUCCCAACUUAUACCCUCCCAUUUCCUUGACAGGGAGUUUGUGCAGGUGCAAUACUAUCUCCUGUAAUCCCUCAGUUCUUGGUGAUGAAUAGAAUUCCAAUCAAACUCAGGUAAGUCUCGUUUAAUCUUUGAAUUUCACAUCAACAAUAGAAAUUCCAGGGGCUCUAAGACACGUAUGAUGUUCCACAGGGCAAAAUAAUCUACAUGUCUUGCAGAACUUAGCCUACACACUCAGGAUCUAUUCGAAUGCAUUCUCUUCAACUUGUUUGCCCCAGAAAUUUUGGAAAAAAUGCAAUUUGAAGCUUUUAGAUCCAUUAUAACCCAAAUUGUUACUUGACAUGUACAAAGUCGAGCACUAGGCUGGCUCUUGUCCCUGAUGGUGCAUUAGUCACCUCCCUAAGUUUGAGCAUACGGUUUUGUAAAUUUAUAACCCUUUGGUCGUCACUUCCUGAGAAGUUAUAUUGUUACCAUUUUUUAACAAAACAAAGAAAGAAUCAUUAAGGAGGAUUAUGUACUUCUAUUAUUUGCAAGACGUUUUAAAUAAGUGUUACAGCACCAUCAAGAAGGCAUUAAUUUAACAAGUGUUUGGCACUCUUUGACAAUCAAGUACAUUAGGGAACUGUGCCUAAAGAUUACCCAAAUUGAUGCCCUACUUCUUCGAUUCACUCGUAACAUGCUGUAACAGACAAUACUAUGUGUUUCUGCUUUUAAUACUCAAGUGACAUAAUGAGGCACCGAAAGUCCUUGAAUUGACUGAUAAUGGCAGAUAUAGUAGCUAUUUGGGGACUUGUUGUACCCUUCCAUGGAAUAAAAAGUUUAAGUCAGAGAUCACAACCCAUGUAAAGGAAAUAAAAGGAGGAGUUUGUGAUGUAGUAGUCAUGAAAGUGAACAAGAAAUAUACCAAGAAAUAUUAA
Porites lobata is the source of this 3081-nucleotide messenger RNA. NCBI's taxonomy places the organism in Eukaryota, Metazoa, Cnidaria, Anthozoa, Scleractinia, Poritidae. The record is from the annotation of a GenBank genome assembly.